AUGGGUGACUUCCUUGGGGGGAUGGCCGAGCUCCGGCCUGGCCCCCCACAUGCCCGCUCGCGCGCCCUGGACCUCCUGCUGAAGGAGGCAGCGCGGAUGUUCAACCCCCACCAGGGCAACCACGAGGGGACCCCGAAGCGGCUUUCGCCCACCUCCUUCAAGGGCGCCGCCAGGAAAGCCCGUGGUGCUCGCAGGGUAGCGAGACGCGCGCCAAAAAAGGCCGAGCUCGAAAGCCCCGCCGAAGAUGACGACGCCGUUUCCUCGUCGCCGUCAUCACCCACUAGCUCUGCGAGCGCUUCCUCAGCGACUGGCUGUACCGACUCGGACACAGCCUCAUACCUCAGGUCUCCUACCGACUCGCCUAUCCAUGCGGACGACACCGCGACAAGUUCACCGGCGGCUUUCACCCUGUCCCCCGAGAGCGAGAGCGACGCCACAUCGUCUGAUGAUGCUGCUGUCGACAAGGAGCAGCCAUCCACCACCGAAGGGGAACCACGUUCCACCGGUCUCCCCCAACGCCAUGACACCCGCCCGCCUUCGUCUCCCCCUGCCCCCCACGUGUUACCAAGCGUCGGCCAUGAGCAGAGUGACUCCACCGAUUCGGAGAAGCCCGCGGCCGCUGUCGACGGGCAGGCAAGCGCGGAGACGGAGCGGGCAAAAAGCAGCCCGCCAGCCCCGGCAUCUUCCCCCUCGGAGCCGUCCAAGGAGGAGAGAGAAAGAGUUCAUCUCCCUCCCCACGGCCAUGCCGCGCCCGCGCCGACCUCCCUCGCGCAGGAGAUCUCCCCCUCGCAAGCCGCCCCCGUCACCCCCCAGCCGCCGCUCGCUUCUCCGGCUCUGGUAUCAGACGACAGCCCCGGGGGCAGCGGCCCGCAGGAGAGCAGGGAUACGCAUGAGAACGAGGCCUCCUCUCCACGCGCCCCCUCUCUCCCCGAGCCUCGCCUCUCCCCUCUCAGCGGCGUGGCCAGCCAGGAGAAAAAGAAGAAAAAGAAGGGAAAGAACAAGGGCACCCUUCGCAAUCGAGAGCAGCCCAUCGCAUCUGCCGAUGAUUUGGCGGACCACCCGAAGCCCUCCGAACCUCCUGCCUGUGGCGGGGUACAGGGCGACCACCCUACAGGGCCGAGAAGGGAAAAGCGGCUACGUUUUGUCCCUUUCGUGGCCCCUCUCCAACCGCACGUCACUGAUGACGACCUCCCGCCCCGCGAGUACACAGUACUCUACAGACCAGUGGCCCGGAGGUCGCACUUCCUGGCGGCAUCGGGUGACGCCAUUGCGGCGUUCCUGUCCGGAGUUCCUGGUGCGCAUCGGGUCCGCCCUAACCUUCGGAGGAACGUCGUGGCCGUCGACACGCUCCCGGGCGAGGACCUAACGGCUCUGCUAGAGGUCCGCGUCAUAUGUGAUGUGCGCGUGAGGGCAAAAGCCCUCAUAUUGAACACGUGCACAGGCACACUGUUUGACGUGGACCCCACCUUCGAUGGGGCUACCAUCUUCGAGGGCCUCGAGUCUUCGGUGCCGGUGGUCGCCAUCGCCAGGAGCGGUGACGUCGUUACGCUGCGGUUUGCCGGCGACGUCGUCCCCGAGGAGGUCCUGCUGUUUCGACGGCGGCGCGCCGUGCGACCACGCCUGCCGCGCCCGCUUCAGUGCGGCCGUUGCGGCCUCUUCGGCCACGCGACGGUGACGUGUUCGCGCGACCCUCGCUGCCUGCAGUGCGCCGGCGGACAUCCAACGAACUCCUGCACGGUGGACAGGCGUCGCUGUCUUCACUGCGGGGGCCCGCACGCCGCCACGGAACCGCGCUGUCCCCAGUGGCAGCUUGAGAGGAGGGUCGCUGCCACUCUCGCGAGCUCCAAGCCGCGCAUCACGCGUAAACAAGCGCUGGAGCUCGCGCGGAGCAGCGGCACAGCAGUGAUUGAUUCCUCCAAGCAACGACCCGCCGGCCAGCGGGCCACGGAGUCAAGGCCACUUUCAUCGCGCCGGCAGCCGGGGCUCUCCUACUCUGCGGCCCUCACCGGCGGCACACAAGCGGACAGCAGCAUCAGCGGCGGCGUGGGUGAACCGCCCGUCACCGACAACAACCCGGUGCAGCCCCCCGGAGCGACGGCGCCGGAUACAAGCGUGCUCGUGCUGACGGCGCUUGCCUCGGCACUUCGUUCCCUCCUCGAGCUGGCCCCCGCCGACUCGCCAGCGCGUCACAUGUGUGUGGCGGCAUUGGCAAUGCAUGACGCCCUGGUUCAGCAUGGCUAG
Dermacentor silvarum is the source of this 2241-nucleotide messenger RNA. Its product is annotated as protein piccolo. NCBI's taxonomy places the organism in Eukaryota, Metazoa, Arthropoda, Arachnida, Ixodida, Ixodidae. The transcript has a single exon. The record is from RefSeq and is a predicted model, not a curated record. Bases 1 to 2241 code for a protein of 746 amino acids.